Molecule: messenger RNA, 3279 nt
Organism: Guillardia theta CCMP2712
Lineage: Eukaryota; Cryptophyceae; Pyrenomonadales; Geminigeraceae
Exons: 12
Coding region: 1-3279 (1092 amino acids)
Molecular function (GO): protein binding
Source: RefSeq, a predicted model, not a curated record
AUGGUGAGUCCCCGCCACCGCUCACUUGCUGCUUCUCCUGACCUCCUCCUCCAGCUCAUCUUUGGCAACGAAUCUGCCAAGGGGAGCAAGAAAUCCAAGUCAACUGCCAUCAAGCAACGGCAGCUGCAUGCUGCUGCUGACCCCAACAGAGAGAAGGUCUCGGGCACCAGCAUCUUCAUCCCUACCUUCUCUGAACCAGAAUCCAUCCGCCUCCCUCGCCUCCCCACCCCAGACCAGCGCGCCGACCCCCAACGAGACAACCUGAGGGCCAACCCGUACGGCCUGCAGACACACCGAGGAGACUUCGGGAGGAGGGAGGAGCAUCGGGCUAGCGACGAGGAGAACAGGCACGAGAACCGGAGGCCGCGGAGCUCGUCUCCUCGGGACAUGCAUUCCGAUCGGUCGAGCGACGUCGGGGAGCCGUUGGACGUGCGGGAGGAAAUUUCGAACCUGUCGCGAGCAGACGGGCGAGCAUGGGAGGAGUCUGAGUACGAGAACCUGAAAGAUCCCAUCCUGCAAGGGUUCAGGGACGUUCGGUUCCAGUGCCAGGUGCUGAAGAAGAAGGAAGGAAGCAGGGAGUUCGCGGCAGAGCACAAGAAUCUCGAGGGAAAGCUUGCCCGGCUGGAGAAGCAGGUGAUUCUUCGCAAGCACAAGGAGGUAAAGAAAGACUCGGGGGCGCUGCAGCGAAACCUCAAGGAAGCUAGAGAGCAGAUGCAGGUCCUUGCGUCUACUUUCCUCCCUCCUCCUCUUUCUCUCCUGGCAACGAUGGCGCAAGCAGCGGAUGACGUCAUCAUCCUGACGCAGAAACUUCAAGACGUGGAGACGAAAUACGCGCAAUGCAGAGUUGACAAAGACCACCUGGAAAGAAGUUUCAACGUGGAGAUGGAAGUCCUGAGAAAGCAGAUCCACGAGCUCGAAGACUCUCUAUCCUCCUCCCGCUCGGAGCUCUCGGGCUCCCUCGCCAGGCUGAAGGAAGCGAAGGAGAAGGCGGCGGCGGAGGAGAAGCAGAGAAAGGAGGCGGAGGCUUCCUACCGGAUGAUGGAGGAGGAGGGGGAGAAGAAGAGUCAAGAGAUGAGCGCGCUGAGGGUGGGCAAGUCAAACUUAGAGCGGCAGCUGAUGAGCCUCGAGAGCGAGCUCGAGAACGAGCGCGUGAGGGUGAAGAUGGAGGAGUCGCGGCAUCAGCUGGAGAGGGAGAGGCUGUUGGAGAGGAGCAGGGCUCUAGAGGAGGAGCUGGCAGCUGGCCGUCUGCUGGGGGCGGAGGUGGAGGUUGUUGCCCUCGCUGUCAAGAGGAGCAAGCUGGAGGUGAAGAGCUACCAGAAGCGACUUGAGCUGGCGGAAAAGCAGCUGGAGGAUGCAAACAAGUCAAAGAUGGAAGCGAUGAGCAAUGCUCAGCAGGCCAGCCUCCUAGCCAAAGAGGAGGCGAUGUCGGCGUUGCAGGAGGAGAUCUCAACCCUGAGAAAGCAGCUGGAAGGGGUGAGGGAGGAGAAGGCGGAGGCUGCAAGGAGAAGUCAGGAGGACGGGAAGAGGAUGCAACAGGAGAUCACUACCCUCACAGAGUCAGUGGCGGAGGCGUCACGGGCAAGAUUCAAGGCACAGGAGCUGGCCCGGAAGGAGCAGGAGACGCUCUAUGAGGAGGUGAAAAAGGCGCAGGAGGACGCGGCGAGGAGCGGAAAGCAGUUGAACGAGCUCAAGGAUCAGAUGUAUGCGGAGAGAGAGACCGCGCACAAGCGGGAGAUGGAGCUGAGAGAGCGAGAGAUGAAGCUCAAGCUGCAGGUGGAGGAGGCGAAGCUGCAGGUGCAGGAGCUGCAGGCGGCGAGCGACUCGCACAAGUCGACGACAGAGAGCCUGACGGGGAAGCUAAACGAGGCGAAGAAGAGGAUCGCAAGUUUGGAAGAGAAGGAAGACGGGGAGGAGGAGCGGGCAGAGCUGCGGCAGAGGAUGAAGGAGAAGGAGAAGGAACUGACAAGGUUGCGGGCGUCGAUGUUGGAGCUGGAGGAGAGGCUGAGGGAGAAGGAGGAAGUUGUUGAGAACCUCAAGAGAGAGAUCAUGCUGGGAAGGAGAAGACAAGAGGACGCGGAGGAGCAGAUCCCGCGGCUGCGAGCAGAGAAGGAGGUGCUGCAGGGCAUGACCAACCAGCUCAUGGCCCAGCUGAUGGACAUGCGAGUUGACAAGCUGACGGCGCUCAGAGGUGAGAAAAUGACACAACAAGAGAAGCUCGAGGCCCUCCAGAGCAUGAUGGAGAAAGCUCGUCAGCAUAGCAAGGCCCUCGCCGCAAUCUCCGAUAGGCUCCCAGAAGCGAGGAGGAGCGCGAUCAGUCGCUUCCUCCAUGACCUUCAGAGCUCUCGAGCUUCAUCACGUCAGAGCAUGGCGACGUUGGGGCUGGACGACGAGGAUGCUCCCCUUUCCGAGCUGUCCAGCGUCUCUUCCUCCUCCUUCCUCCGCAAGGACUCGAGCCGGCCUGCCGAUCCCCCUCCCACAGUUCAGCAGCAGCAGAGGACACGAGCUGCCCAGGAGGAGCAACUGAGGAACGAGCGCGAACAGUUGGAGGAUGGAGUAGAGGAAGUUGUUCUGCAGGAUGCUGCGAAUUCUCGUCCCCAGGACGAAGAGAAGCAGCCUGUGGAAGAGGAGGACCACAAGCAGCAGCAGCAGCAGCAGCAGCAGCAGCAGCAAGAUGAGGAGGAUGCUCAGUUCCUUGACCGGGGGGACGGAGCCAUCAGUCCAGACUCCAACGAGGGCGACGGCAGCGCCAACUAUGACUCGACCUUCCUGCUCAGCGUUGACGGGGACAUGGAGGAGGAGAAGGAGGGAGGAGGGAGGAGCGUCGGGGAGGAGGAGGGAAGUCGUUUGCUCGCCAGCAUAUCAGUUCUGUCUGAUCAGCAGGAGGAGGGAAAAGGAGUGGACGGGAAGGAGGGGGGAGGAGAGGAGGAGACGUCACACCGCUCCAACGCAGAGGAGGAGGAGGACGCGCGGAGAGCAGCAGCAGCGGUGAAGAUUCAAGCUCGAGCACGAGGGAUGGCAGGCAGGCAGCAGGUCCGAGAGCUCCUCCUAUCUGCGAUGGAGGAGGCAGAGGGGGAGGAGGAGAGCAGGGAGGACAGUCUCAGGUCACAUGCUUCAGUGCCUGACGGAGGAGGAAGAGUGAGGGAGCUGCUGGUACCGAACCCUCCGUCAGAGUCUCGCCCAACCUCCUCCUCCUCCUUCCGGCGAGGCAGCAGGCCGAACUCAGGGACGAGGGGAGGAAGUCGACCGGGAUCAGGAUCUUCGGAGAAGCAGAAGAUGUAG